CAAGCGGGAGGUUAAUCGCGAACUAAUUUACAUUUUAAAAUACAAACAACGUAAAAAAAUGAUUCGUUCAACUGCCAUUGUCAUUUAUAUCAGCCUUGCUCUCUGCACUGUGACUUAUGGCCAAGAAGAGGUACAAAAUGCAGCAUCGGUAUUGGCGGAUAAAUUAUCUGAUUCCGUAGAUAUUCAAGCAUUAAAUGCAACAGCUACUGAACAAGUGGAGAAUUUAAAAAAUAAACUCAAGAGCAAAUGUGAAAAAAAUGCUGGACCUGGACAGUAUGAAAAAGUAUUAACGGCUAAUAAUGAACUUCAAAGUUGUGUGAAAGGUCUAGUGAACGUGACAGAACUUCAAGAUGAGAUAGAGAAGGCCAAACCGACUGGUGAUCUUGAUAUUGUUUUCAAGAAAUACUGCAUGAAGAAGACGACAUUAAAAAAAUGCACGUCUGACUUUAUAUCUGUCCUUAACCCUUGUCUUGAAAGUGCAGAACGUGAGAGCACCAAAAUUGUGCAAAAUGUUACUGAUUCUUUGUUAAAUUUCAUAUGCCAUAAAGAAGGAGAUCGAAUCGCUUUAUUCAUUGCUUCUGGAGGUCCUGAAUGUUUCCAAGCAAAACAACAAGAAAUCCAAGAUUGUUUAAAUUCUACGUAUGGAGGAUACUUUUCAGAUGUUACUAAUACUCUUUCUCCGAGUUUAGAAACUCUUCCAGCACUCAUAUUCGGUGUCAAGGAGUGCAAUGACAUGCAAAAGUUCCGAGAAUGUGCUGUUAGAGAAUUGGAAAAAUGUGACGACCCGACACCCGGAAAUAUUGCUGACUCACUACUUAAAUUUAUCAAAAGAGUAACACCAUGUGAAAGUAUGUUGAAUGCUCGAAGUGAUGCUCUCGUUGAAGAACCACCAACUUCCUCCGCUCCAACGAUAUUUACAAUGAACUCAUUUAUUUUUCUCGUUGCCAGUUUUGCUUUUACAUAUAUAUAAUUUAAGUCAAUAUCACUUCUCUAUGACUUUUCAUAAAACUAUUUUUUGAAAGCUAAACAGCUUGUUUAAUCACUUGAAAAUUUUAAUGUCUAACAUCAGAAAUACUUUCAAGAGCAUUUCUAUUUCGUACUAAAUCGUUACUAUUUUUUUUUUUUGUCUUAAUAAAGAAAAUUGAAAAAGAACGAAAAAUACUGACAUAAUAGUCACAAUAAUUAAUUAAUGAUCAAAAUAAUAUAUAAAAUACAACAUUGGAAAAUUUUUUUCAUUAGUUAAUUAAUCAUACUAUAUCAUUAUCUUCUUUUGUACCUAAAAU
This is a messenger RNA of Chelonus insularis, 1283 nucleotides long. RefSeq names its product 27 kDa hemolymph protein-like. The record is from RefSeq and is a predicted model, not a curated record. Lineage: Eukaryota; Metazoa; Arthropoda; Insecta; Hymenoptera; Braconidae. The coding region runs from base 59 to 970 and encodes 303 amino acids. The transcript has 5 exons.